AUGGGACUACACACAUGCGGUAAACCCGUCAGGCAGGCCGCUGGCUGGCCACCCGAGUCACCUGCUUCCCAGCACGGCAAUCAGCACCGCAACUUGGAGCACAACGAGGACAACCGCAUGGCUUCAAAGCUCGCCGGUAUCGAGUCUUGGCCUGAGACUGCCACUGACAUGCCAGCGUCACCAAGAGCCAAGUGGGAGGAUGAGGAUGACACAACGCUUAUUGCGCCUGCGCCGAACCCGGCCCCCCAUCGUCACUCUCCGCCCCCCCGUCGAGGGCCCCGCUCAGCCUAUGUGUCGGCGGUCGACGAUAGCCUUUCUGAUUUCGACCCUGGCCUGCCACAUGUUAGGGGAAGCGGCAAUCCCCGCCAGUCUAACGCUCAAGAUGAUAACUCGUCUGAGUUAAUCAAGACACCGGAGACAAGGCCUAUUUCCCAGGAGGAGCUUGUUGCCGAAGUCAAAGCGAUUUAUGCCGGCCUAGUUGUGGUCGAAAAGAAAUGUAUCGAGAUCGACAAUGACCCCAACAACACCAAACCCAACAAGUUGAACAACGACCAAUGGCGGGCCCUGGUUGAUCUGCAUCGCACGCUGCUUCACGAACACUAUGACUUUUUCCUGGCCGCCAACCACCCUUGGGCGAGCCCGGCCCUCAAGCGCUCAGCAUCGAAAUACAGCCAACCAUGCGGAUUUCCCAAAAUUGAGGUGGAACGGCAUUCUAUCCUUGACUUCAUAUCUCAAUUCAUUUCCAAGCUCGGGGAAGGGGCCGAUGGGGAGUUGUUAAAACCUGGCCGGAGGCUGUCAAAGGCAAGCCACCGGCUCACUUCCAACGGCCUUCGCACCGCGCUCCCCAUUCACCUUGCUCUGGCAUACGGCUUGAACCAUGGCGGUGCGAAUGAAGUUGCACUCGUCGAGUCUCCAGCUUCAAACCAUGAUGACGCGAAUGAAGCCCUGUCAGACGGAAUAAGCAGUCCUAAGUCCGCACCAGCUGUCCCGAUGUCGGACGUCCCGAUUCCGGUGCUCUUGUCGCGACCGGAUGGGAGAGACUCGAUUAUGCAUCCCCAGCGCGAGACAUCCAGUGCGAAAAAGCCUGCUGGUGGGAAGCCCACCCUUUCUGAGAGGAUUGAAUACCACGAGAAAUGUUACGAGGCCGACGUGGACGAGCUCAAUGCGACAGACAGAGAGAUCCGAGUCAUGGAGGACGCGCUUCAGGCAAAACGACAGACCCGGCGGCAGGUCGAGGAACGCGUUACUACUACCAAGAGUGAGAUCGAGAUGCUUAAAAGGCAACGGGACGGGAACGUUUCCGGCGGUUGA
Messenger RNA from Dichotomopilus funicola, 1311 nucleotides. RefSeq lists its product as uncharacterized. Bases 1 to 1311 code for a protein of 436 amino acids. Gene Ontology annotation, molecular function: protein binding. NCBI's taxonomy places the organism in Eukaryota, Fungi, Ascomycota, Sordariomycetes, Sordariales, Chaetomiaceae. The record is from RefSeq and is a predicted model, not a curated record. The transcript is spliced from 2 exons.